UACAGUCCCACAGUUCUGCAUAAUUAUUCUCAUGAAAUUUUCUGUUUUCUUCGACGGAAAAAUAAGAUAAAUUUACGAAGCCGGAGAAACGUGUGAAGCAAAUGUGCAUGUUGAAAGAAAGAGGCGAUUAACCGUUGGAGUUUGAUGAAUACGGGGAAGCGAGAGCGAGAUGGAAAAUUCUAGUUGCCUGGCAACCAGCCAGCCAGCCAUCAGUUCGAUCCCAGCCAGUCAGCAGCAGCAGCUACCCCCUUGCCAAAGCGCAUAACGCGAAACGCAAGAUGGCAAGGAACCGUCAAAGUAGAACUUGCUAGUCAACUAUUCUUGGCUGUCGGUUAAAAAUUAUCAGUAAUUCAGUGUUCCAAAGUGUUAGCGCGAUUUUAUGUGUAUUGAGUGUGUACUAUAGGAGUUCAUCCGGAAGAUCUGUGACGUUGAUCUGGAACUAUUGUGUCCUUUGUGUGUCGAGAAUUCAUCGGCACGGGUUGUAUUGUUAUGGUAGCCACCAAAAUGACAGAUUGACAGAGAGUGUAUGAAUAUGGUGAAAUCUAGUAGAGUAGAUACUACAGUGAAUCUACUAAUAAAUUUCAAUGAAUUUCUACAUGCUACAUUUGUGCAUAUGUCCGAAAACAUGUAUUAUCCAACAGAGGAACGGCUGGAUUCACCCAGCCAGUCCUGACACAAAGGAUGUCUUUCCAGAUAUAAGGUUGCAAUUAAAUGAACAAUUAAAAUGUCUGGACUUAAGGAUGGAGGCGCAGGUUGCACUGGUGGCUGAGUUGCAGGACUUCUUCAGAAGACGUGCAGAGUUGGAACUAGACUACAGUAAAUCGUUGGACAAAAUGGCUAGAAGUAUACAGCUAAGACAUAAAGAACAGAAACAAAAACGAGAGCAGUGGCCCCUUUUCUCCAGCUAUGCCUGCUGGCAACAACUUGUCAAUGAAACGAAAUCGCUCAGCAGGGAUCAUGCUGCUCUUUCCGAGGUAUAUAGUUCUCACCUUGUCGGAAGGCUCAACCAAGUAAUGGAGGAUAUACAACGCAUCUACAAGCGAUGUCGAGAGAUUGGUUACGAAACGCAUGAAGAAAUUUUACGCGUCCUACAUGAAUUACACACUACUAUGAAGACGUAUCAAGCUUACCAAGCGGAGUCGCGGCAAGCUGAAACCAAGUUGCGUGUUGCUGAGCAGCAAAGAAAUAAGCUCGAGGUGGGAAAUGCAGCUCCAGAGAAGCUUGUUCGUAGCAAAAAGUACAAGCUUAUCGAGAAGGAAGUAAACAAGAGGAAGAGUAAGUACACUGAAGCAAAAUUAAAGGCGUUGAAGGCCAGAAACGAUUACAUUCUCUGUCUAGAAGCAUCCAACACAACGAUACACAAGUAUUUUGUCGACGACCUGUCUGAUCUCAUCGAUUGUAUGGACUUUGGUUUCCAUAAUUGUAUUGCAAGAGCAUUACUGAUGCAUUGUAGUGCGGAGGAAGGAAAGCAACGUUCUUUGCAAUCAGGUGCUGAACAAUUGGCCGCUUGUGUGGGUGGGUUGGAUUCCAGGGCCGACAAGCAAAGAUUCUUAGAGUCACAUCAUGCUGCAUUUAUGAUUCCUAAGAAGUUCGAAUUCCAAGGUCAUCGGGGAGAUGAGACACCCGAACCUGAAUUGCAGAAGGUGCUACACACAGAGAUGGAAAAGCGCUUGACGCAACUUCAGCAGAGAGUUACGUCACUUCGAGCUGAGUCCGAAGAAGUGUGGAAGACUUUAGAAACGGCUGAGGCUAGUCUGUUAGAGAUGCUGACAGCUAAAGAUUAUGACUGUUCCAGAUAUUUUGGCGAAAACGCCGUGCCGACAUGGAAACCUCCGGAAACACUUCAAAUAAAGUUGAGAGCUGACAGACAGGAAACUGAAGAGUUUUACCUAACGAAAUUCAGGGAAUAUCUUCUUGGGACAUCAAGAAUAGCUAGGCUGGAUGCGAAGCAAGAGUAUAUACGUCAAAGUCUAUUAGAAGAAUCGAACGCGAGCCCAAAUCUUUCAAUCGGAACAACGAAACAGAAGCAAGCGCGUAGAAAACGAAUCGGCCGCCUACAAAUGAAUGGCCAGCCGAAGCUUUUUGGUGGUUCCUUAGAAGAAUAUCUUGAGAGCACAAAUCAAGAAAUACCGUUGAUCAUGAAGAGCUGCAUUAGGGUAAUCAAUCUUUAUGGGCUUCAUCAUCAAGGUAUAUUCAGAGUCUCUGGUUCGCAAAUUGAAAUAAACAACUUUAGGGAGUGGUUCGAGAGAGGCGACGAUCCGCUCGCGGAUGUUACUGACGCUUCCGACAUAAAUAGCGUAGCUGGUGUGUUCAAGCUUUAUCUCAGAGAACUUAGAGAACCUUUAUUUCCUAUCAUAUAUUUUGAGCAUCUUAUGGAGUUGGCACAACUAGAAUCGAAACAAGAAUUUGUGGUUAAGAUGAAGGAACUCAUCUUCAGUCUUCCAAGACCAGUGGUUAUUGUGAUGCGAUAUCUGUUUGCCUUCCUGCAUCAUCUUUCAGAAUUUUCCGAUGAAAAUAUGAUGGAUCCGUACAAUUUAGCUAUCUGCUUUGGACCAACUCUAGUUCCUGUUCCGGAGGACAAGGAUCAAGUUCAGUAUCAAAAUCAAGUUAACGAACUAAUAAAGAAUAUAAUUACUUUUUGUGAAGAAAUAUUUCCUGAUGGCAUCGGCGGUAUUCUUUACGAAAAAUACAUAAGCAGGGAACCGGAUGACGUUGAUGUGGGUGAGUCUCCAACAGACCAAGCACAAGAAGAUAUGGACUCUGAGAUCUACCCUUCUGAAGAUGAAUCUGAGAAUUUAGAAGCCACGGCGCAAUUUGACUUCAUCGCCAGAUCGGAACGAGAACUCAGCUUCAAAAAAGGAGAUACGUUAAUAAUGUUCACACAAGUGAGCAAUGAUUGGUGGAGAGGCGCUCUUGCUGGAAAGGAAGGUCUAAUUCCUGAAAAAUAUAUCAUGCUUAAGAUAAAAGACGAAGAGCGUGAAAAGGAAAUGAUAAAGUCAUCAAGUGAAGAAUCAGUCAGAAGAGCGUCCAGUUCUACUGAAAAUGUUAUUUCAAGUAAUAGUACAUUGUUGUUGGGAGCCACUAAUAAUUCAAGCAUGUGGCAGUCAGUCAAUGCCUCCGACGCGUCAAUGGACUCCAGAGCAAUGCAUUCGGAUAGUGCGAAUGCUAACGGCGUUGUAUCAACAGUGAUUGCCAAUGUGCCGUGUUUCGUAUCGUCUCAACCAAUCAUCAGUCGAGAGGUAGGGAAUAUGUCAACCAGUUUAACAAAAACAGCUAACUCAGAACAAGAAAAAGAAAAGUUUAUGCAUGGAAAAAACACUGAACUGCAAUUCAAAGACAGCUCGGAUACUGGCUGUUUGUUCGGCUCAUCUGCAGUCGACAAACAGAAGCAACAAAGUGAAGCCAGCGAUGAUGAGUCUGAGCUAACUUCCUUAGUAGCGACUGUCGAUAUUAAAAGAGGUGCGGCCAGAAGACAGCACUGGAAAUCUCAAAGUGUGGGUGAAACUGCUCAGCUGGCUGAAAUCAAUUCUCUCCAAGGAAACAUUAUUUCUCCUCAGGAAGACAAUUUUCAAGAGUACACGACUUUUUCCGCUAACCGAGAACUGUGGCAGAGACGAGCUACUUCGCAGACUCAGCUAAACCCCCCCCUAACACCAAAGUCAUUCCGAGCUUCACAAGAGUUCCGAGAGAUGAGGCAUAAACACACACCUGAUCUCGUAAUGGACUUGCCUCUAUCUGAUCAGGAUUUGGGGAAGAAAUCUUCUUCAUUGAAUAGUCUCAGCAGUUCAGAUGAGGAAACCCCGAAGCAACCUGUCAGAACCGAAGCCGUAAGUUCGCCUACUGGAGAGCUUGAAUCUCCAGAUAUGAGCACGGCAGCUGAAAGAUUUGCAAAACAAAAUCAGUGUACGUUGAAAAAAAAUACCAAGACAAGUUUAGAAGACACAAAGUUUAAGCGAAUGGAAAGCACUGAAGCGGAAUCAGAAUUUGAGGCUACCGUAAUAAACCGAUCUAACAGUGCUGAUCAGAUUGCGGAAAUUAUUCCUAUACGCUCGCCCCUACCGCAAAGGGCUACUCCCAAAAUAGUAGCCAAAUUUGCUGAUAUGCACCUUACUGGUGGCAGUCAAGUGCAUAUCGGAUUAAAGACACCGGUUAAGGUGAAACCAACUAUUUUGCAAAAACCCGUUCUACCGUUUCUCCAUCCACAUAUGAAUCCAGAACAUGCAAGCCAAGUUGAGAAGCUGGCUCAAAAUGCAGACCAAGCUAAUUGAGUAAAAAAAAAUCCGUUUAAAAAUAAGUCUUUCUCUAGAUAAAAAAUAUUCGGUUCAUGGUGAAGACGUUACUUUCAAAUCAAAAGCUUUUUGCACCUUUACACUUUGUUUUACUCUUAAGACGAAAUAAAUGACAACAUAGAUGAGUUUUGUAAAAACAGUAACCUUUUGAUAUAAAAUCUAGAUAUAUUUUGAAUCUCCUUAAAUUGUCUUUUGUGUGAAAUAGUAACAAUAUCUUAUUCAAUUGUGUAAUUAUUGAAAAGAAAGAUAAAUUAAACAAAUUUUUAAGUGCGCAUGCUAAGUAUCUGCAUGCAAAAAAGAUAUAAAAAAUGUUUAAAUUUGGGCAAGUAGGAAAAUGCAAGCCUGAUAAGAUACUCAUCAUGAGUUCAAAUCCCGGUUAUUUUCCUCGGGCCGUAAGAGGCCCAUGGGGGCAAUUCAAACUUUGCCACCUCGUGACAACCAUGUAUAUACUGAUAAAUAAAUAAAUAUUUCUAAACAACUAGCGCAGGAUCAACUUGGGAGCGACUGCCAUCCAGGAAUAUGACUCGAGUUACGCGGUUUAUUACACCUGUGGCGGCGCAUUACGGCCGUAAAAUUUAUAUGUUAAGACAUGAAAAGACCCAAGCGUGACAGAUCUUUGCAACAACGUCGCAAGUCAUCCCUCCAUAUUGCUGAGACGAAUUUUUGGAUGUGAGUUUACAAACCAGUAAUGGCUUUGCAUCUUCGAGGGCAACGAUCACAAGGAAAAUCUAACCUAAUAUUCUGGGUGCUGUUACCCAACGCAAAGUCGUGAGACGUAACCAAAGAUGUGAAUUACCGCGAUUUUACUGGGAGUCAGUGUCAUUUUAAUGGACAGAAAUCGCGAUUUUUGAUGCUAUUUAUAGUUUAAAAAUCGCUCUUUCAUAUCAAGGAAGAAUAAAAUUUGUAUCUGCAAAAUUAGAAUUGUUAUUAAGUUGCAAAGUGGGGCGUGAAUCGCCUAUUUCGACGUGUGCGGACUGCCCGAGAUAUUCAAUUCCACAACUUUAGAUAUAUCUUUCCGUUCUGUUUCCAUGUGACUCAAAAGCUCAUCUGAGUCGUUGAACGCGGAAAGAGAAAAUUAAGUCGUCAGUGGAGGGGAUGGAUAACGGAGAUUGUCCCCACUCUCUGAGUGCCCCACACACACACACACACACACACACGCGCGCACACA
Messenger RNA from Belonocnema kinseyi, 5457 nucleotides. RefSeq names its product SLIT-ROBO Rho GTPase-activating protein 1-like. Bases 585 to 4268 code for a protein of 1227 amino acids. NCBI's taxonomy places the organism in Eukaryota, Metazoa, Arthropoda, Insecta, Hymenoptera, Cynipidae. The record is from RefSeq and is a predicted model, not a curated record. Gene Ontology annotation, molecular function: protein binding. Gene Ontology annotation, biological process: signal transduction; negative regulation of cell migration. Gene Ontology annotation, cellular component: cytoplasm. The transcript is spliced from 14 exons.